Messenger RNA from Puntigrus tetrazona (Sumatra barb), 2682 nucleotides. RefSeq names its product heparan sulfate glucosamine 3-O-sulfotransferase 3A1. The record is from RefSeq and is a predicted model, not a curated record. The transcript has 2 exons. Gene Ontology annotation, molecular function: [heparan sulfate]-glucosamine 3-sulfotransferase activity. NCBI's taxonomy places the organism in Eukaryota, Metazoa, Chordata, Actinopteri, Cypriniformes, Cyprinidae. Bases 384 to 1565 code for a protein of 393 amino acids.
CAGAAUUUCACAAAUCAUUGGAAGCAAAAUCUGGAUUAAACUAACCAAUAAUAAUAAUGAUUAUUUUUGGGCUAAAUAAAGGCGUUCAAUUUUUUUUUUCGCUCUAAAUUUGUUUUGAAAACGAACUAUUAAAGAAAUAAUUUAAAUUAACUCUAACAUGGUGAUUUAAAAUCCGCACUAAACUAAUUCUCGGACUGGUAACUGUUGACAUUAAGACUAGGAGCUUUACAUAUGCGCAAGGAUUUUUGGAGAGCGGCGGGCGCGAACCCUAAUCCACCUUUGAUGCUCUCAAGCUCCAAACUCUGCCUUAUUUUUGAUGGCAAGACUGAAUAAUGCCAGUCUAGCAUGGCUGUCUCUCCAACUCAUGCCACCCGUGGACCGACAUGGCAUUUAGCCGCGUCUUUUCGGACCCUCCGCCCAAGAGCAUCUUUAAGACCUUCGCGGUCAUGUUGCUUUCUAUACUCGCGUCUUUAUACUUUCUCCACUGCCUCACGGAGCGAUGCGGGACCUGUAUACCCACGGAGAAAAGAGACGCGGGUCCGGUGGAAGGAUUUUACGCCUCGGAACUUAAAAAUUUUGAGUCGCUGAGGAGAAAGAGACUUCUUCAGAAAUGGACCGCGAUGAGGCAGCACAGCUUGAUCCACCGGCUCGAAAGUGUCCGUAAAGAGGAUUUACCUGACGGACGCGUUUUCCAGGCGCGCGCGAAGAUGUCAAACUCUUUGGAUGUAGAUCGGGAGAUGGGAGAAUCGUAUUUUGAUACAGGUAAACUAAGCGCGCUAGGUGAGGGCAGUAAGAAGCUGCCUCAGGCGAUCAUCAUCGGCGUGAAAAAAGGUGGGACGCGCGCGCUGCUGGAGUUUCUGCGCGUGCAUCCGGAUAUUCGCGCGGUCGGAGCCGAGCCGCACUUCUUCGACCGUAACUAUGACAACGGAAUGGACUGGUACAGGGACCUAAUGCCUAAAACCCUGGAGGGCCAGAUCACCAUGGAGAAGACACCAAGCUACUUUGUGACGCGCGAAGCUCCAUCACGGAUCUACGCCAUGUCUCGUGACACCAAGCUGAUCGUGGUGGUCCGGGACCCUGUCACUCGAGCCAUCUCUGACUACACGCAGACGCUAUCUAAGAAGCCUGACAUUCCUACUUUUGAGAGUCUGACGUUCAAAAACAGGACUACAGGGUUGAUUGACACCUCGUGGAGCGCCAUUCAGAUCGGCAUCUACGCCAAACACCUGGACAACUGGCUGCAGUUCUUCCCCAUGAGCCAGAUCCUGUUUGUGAGCGGAGAGCGGCUUAUCAGCGACCCGGCCGGAGAGCUGGGCCGCGUGCAGGACUUCUUGGGGCUCAAGAGGAUCAUCACAGACAAACACUUCUACUUCAACCAGACCAAGGGCUUCCCUUGUCUCAAAAAGGCUGAGGGCAGCAGCAAGCCCCAUUGCCUGGGUAAAACCAAAGGGCGGACCCAUCCAAACAUUAACCCUGAGGUCGUGCAAAGACUUAGAGACUUCUACAGGCCUUUCAACAUGAAGUUCUACCAGAUGACUGGCAGGAAAUUUGGAUGGGAUGACUGACAUUAGACCCUGGAUUUUGAAACGACUGAGAAACAACCUUACUGUGACCUCACCAGCAACAAAACUAUGAUAACCCCAAAAGUGGUCCAAUCUACUUGUGGAAAAUGAUAGGCACAGAACACUAUGAACAAACAUCAAAGACAAGACUAAUGUCUUCAAACUGCUAUUACAGUUGCAGAUUUAAUUUCUGAUUCAGAAAGUGACAUUUUGACCUCUUAUGUCUUCAUCGGGCAAAAAGAUGAGGACUAUACAUUGCCUUUGUUGAUUAAAAUAAUACUUCUUUUUUACCCAAUCAGCCAUAUUUCUCAUGUCAGCAACCAUAUACAAAAGAAGAGACACCUGAAAGCUGAAGAGAUCCACUGUAGAACUAUGCAUUUGGAUGUUGAACUGUGAAUUAUCCACUGUGUGUGGACUUAGUUCUUUUGCCAUAUUUAAUGUAGAAAGAGUAGCUGCUUAUAUACCUUUACAAUUAUUUGGAAGAAAAUAUCAAAAGAAUAAAAAUAAGUGUAUUUUUUUUUUACUUAUUAAAAAAGAAAGUACACAUAUACAGUUUAACUAUUUUGAAUAAUCUUCACUAAACACCUCCCAUCACUUUUUGCACGUGGAGGGUGGGUGAUUUCUUUUGUAUUUUGAACCAUGUAACACAAUGCCUUUUCUAAAACGUUUCAUGCCGUUUGAAGUUUAAAGGUGCACUUUUAAAUGUUUGCCAUCCUAUUCACUGAGAACGAUGUUAUCUCAAAAUAUUUCUUCUAUUAAUGGAUCGAAGAUGUAAUUUUCCUCCAGGUUUGAGUUUUUGGUUUUACAUAACGAAUGAAAGUCCAAUUUAUGAUGACUAGAUGGCAAGCUUUUAAGAGUCCAUUUAAAGUUGUUUAUAUAUUAUGUGUGUGUGUGAGAGAGAGAGUAUGAGUUCCUCUAAAAUACAUUCAAUCAGUGUUUCUCCAUCUAAAGGUGAUUUGUGUAACUGACCUGUUUGGAAACUUAAAAGCAGUCUUUUUUUUUGCAUUACAUGAAUUCAGUGUGUGUUAAUAUUUUUUCCCUUUUGCAAUAUUAUCAUUAUGCCUUUGUAGUUUUGUUUAUUUAAUUUGAAUAAUGAAUUUUAUAAAGCACAUUUUUAAUA